UUUUCUCUCCUCCCAAAAAUAACGGGUAAGAACAUCUCUCCCCAUGGACAGGAGUGAGAUAGACACAUGGGUCCCGAACAGAUUCCUUUUCCCCUUAAUUAGGUUUAGGUUCGUCGGGGAUCCGAGGGUGACACCGCCAAUAAAAGGUGUGAGAUCAGCGGCAUUCUUUCUGCAAAGGGCCCCACUGGAAAAGCUCGUCCUCUCUCUCCCGCUGCUUCCCGGUACUCGACCCUUCAGCUGCACUAUUGUUGCUAAAGCCUGAAAAUAUUUGUGAUUUAUGCUCAGUUUUGUGUUGAAAAUUGAAAGAGGGAAAAACGCGGCGAUCCUGUUUUCUUCCUCCUCUAUUUGACCUACUCGGUCUCUUCCGUUUUAUUCUUCUUUAUUUGUUUUCUAUAUGAUGAGGUUUUUAUUAGGGUUUCAGUCUUCUUUGGUUCCAAGAUCGUGAAGUUCCAUUUCUCGAUUUCAUUAGUUGGUUUGAUUCGUAAGCUGAUUCAGUAAGGGUUUCCGAGCUUUUGAAACUCGACCUGUUGUUGCUCGUAGUCAUGUCGAGGCCCCAGGUAACGAUAACACUGGGGCGUAGUGGUCAGGUUGUGAAGAGGCCGGGAUUAGAAAGUAGUCGUUCUGCUCAUGUUCAAUCAUCCGGGGGUAAGCGAUCUGUAAGGGAGAGACUAGGAAGUAAUGCGGACAAUCCAUUGAAUUAUGGGAGCCAACCCAAAAGCAAACGACGAAGGAGAGAUGGCAAUAAGUGGAGUCCAAGUAAUAAUCUUGUGAAUGAUGCUCCGAUUGGCAGAAAUGACCUAAGGUUUAAGUUGAUGCGGAAGAACAUGUCUAGGGGAACUAGGAGUGAUGGUGAAGAAUAUGACAUGGACCGCCGUAAAAAGCCAUCAAGAGCAGAACACUCUGCUAUGGCUGCUACUCAUUCGAGGCAACGCAUGCCUGCCCCAAAGGUCAAUGGCCUUGGGAGGCAUAUUCCCCCAACAAGGAGUGCAGAUGAUUUGCUUCGUAUGAACUCACUGAGGAAAUCUUACUCGCCGUGGACUAUGGGUGGAUUGAGACAUAGAUCCCCCUAUAGGAAUUUAGGGACUUCUAGGGGUCUCUCUCCUCCAAGGAAUAUGGAUGAUCGCCGGCAGGCGCCAUCAAUUAGACCUGUUGAUGCUUCUAGACCACCUUAUAUGAGCAAAGACAAUUUUGAUACUUCCAGGUCUACAGGUCCUACAAUGUAUAUGACAAAAACUAGUGUAGCUCCAGAUCCUGCGAAACCAGUUGCGCGACACCCUCCUCCAAGUGGCAUCAUGCAGAAGAGUUCAUAUAUGGGUGAGGAACCACAUACUACUGUUGCUAGCCUUCUACUUUCACUUGGUCUGGGGAAAUAUGCCAUCAUCUUUCAGGCUGAGGAAGUGGACAUGACUGCAUUGAGGCAGAUGAGGGACAAUGACCUCAAAGAGCUGGGAAUACCCAUGGGUCCGAGGAAGAAGAUUCUUCGUGCUGUCAUGCCUCGUUCCAAACAACCACCUUGGACUAGUAGAACUUAGAUUGCCACACUUAGAGAGCGUUGUUCUUUUCUAUGAUCAGCAACCAGAUCAAGAACCUCCAUAUCAGAUUUUUAACCAUUGGCGUUUCACCUCACAUUGAAGGCAGUGCCCAUGAGCCAACUGAGAGAUGAUUGAAUCCUUCAUCCUUCCAGCUUCAAUGGAAUUUGAGAGCUAACCUGCAUCAUAGAUCUGAAGUAAGUUAAGUGGAGAUGUACAAUGAGAAAUGUUAUUGCAUCAUGUUUUAUUUGGAUUUUCCCACUCUUGCUUUAAAUUUAGGAUGAAGGAAUUAGAUUGGUUAAUUGAGUUUUGGAUCACAUUAACAAUAGAUUUGUGUAUAAGGUACACCCUAAUGCGAUAAUAUUUUCAUGACUAAUAAAUUCACUUCCGAGAA
Macadamia integrifolia is the source of this 1923-nucleotide messenger RNA. RefSeq names its product ankyrin repeat and SAM domain-containing protein 6-like. Bases 543 to 1532 code for a protein of 329 amino acids. Lineage: Eukaryota; Viridiplantae; Streptophyta; Magnoliopsida; Proteales; Proteaceae. The record is from RefSeq and is a predicted model, not a curated record. The transcript has 7 exons. Gene Ontology annotation, molecular function: protein binding.